AUGAAAGUCAAAACCUCCAAGGAACUUCUUCCUCGUCAAAAUGACUUGCCAGUUCCCAACGCUGUGACUGAGAGGUCCCCACCAUCAGGCCUAUCAGAAAAGCCCACGGUUCCCCAACCAACACCACCAAUACAGGGGCCACGUGUCGCUGCCUCCACUCACCUGCCACCCACUCUGACCCAGCAACAGACAGGUAGCAGAAAGCUCCAGCCAUAGGCGGGCUCCGCGAACUCCUGGUCUCAGAGCUCAGCGGCGACGGAAUCAAAGAGGCCGCUGCUGCCCAAGAAGCAGAAGCGGCUGGCAAGUAGGUGCUGGCUGGUCCACUCCCUGAAGGGCCACGAGGUAGGCUCAUGGGGCGGCGCCGGGCUCUCGGGCUCAGAGGGCGAGCUGCGACGCUGUGCAGUGCAGAAGCUGCCUGAGCUGUUGAAGGAGCGCGAGCUGGCCCUGGGCACACUCAACAAGGUGUUCGCGUCGCAGUGGCUGAACACUAGGCAGGUGGUGUGUGGCACCAAGUGUAACACCCUCUUCGUGGUGGAUGUGCACUCGGGUCAGAUCACGCGGGAUCGGGGGCCCUGGUUGGCCCGGGCUCAGCAGACCUGCGGUAUCCACACCAUUGAGCUGAAUCCCUCCAAGACGCUUCUGGCCACUGGGGGUGAGAAUCCCAACAGCCUGGCUAUCUACCAGCUGCCCACCCUGGACCCCGUGUGCCUGGGCGACCGCCAUGGCCACAAGGACUGGAUUUUCACUAUCGUUUGGAUGAGUGACAUAGUGGCUGUGAGCGGCUCCCGUGACAGCACAGUGGCGCUGUGGCGGAUGGAUCCCGACAUGUUCAAUGGCAGCAUCGCUUGGCACAAUGACGCUGGUCUUCCUGUGUACGCCCACAUCCGUCCGAGGGACAUGGAGACCAUCCCCAGGUCCAGCACCAGCCCCAGUAACCGCAAGGUGCAGGCUCUGGCCUUCAGCGGCAAGAACCAGGAGCUGGGAGCGGUGUCCUUGGACGGCUACUUCCACCUGUGGAAAGCCCGCAGCACUCUGUCCAGGCUGUUGUCCAUCAGGCUGCCUUACUGCCGAGAGAACGUGUGCCUGACCUACUGUGAUGAGUUGUCCCUGUACGCGGUGGGCUCCCAGUCCCAUGUCUCCUUCUUAGAUCCACGCCAACGUCAGCAGAAUAUCCGGCCCCUGUGCUCCCGAGAGGGCGGCACAGGUGUGCGCUCGCUGAGUUUCUACCAGCAUAUCAUCACCGUGGGCACAGGCCAUGGCUCCCUGCUCUUCUAUGACAUCCGCGCCCAGAAGUUCCUGGAGGAGAGGGCCUCAACCAGCCCGGAUGCCUCUCCUGGGCCCUCAGGAAGGAAGCUCAAACUCACCUGUGGCAGAGGCUGGCUCAACCACGAUGACCUGUGGGUGAACUACUUUGGUGGGAUUGGCGAGUUCCCCAAUGCGCUCUACACCCACUGCUACAACUGGCCAGAGAUGAAGCUCUUCGUGGCUGGGGGACCUCUCCCUUCAGGCCUCCAUGGGAACGACGCAGGACUCUGGAGCUAA
Neogale vison (American mink) is the source of this 1542-nucleotide messenger RNA. Its product is annotated as DDB1- and CUL4-associated factor 12-like protein 2. Gene Ontology annotation, cellular component: Cul4-RING E3 ubiquitin ligase complex. NCBI's taxonomy places the organism in Eukaryota, Metazoa, Chordata, Mammalia, Carnivora, Mustelidae. The record is from RefSeq and is a predicted model, not a curated record. Gene Ontology annotation, molecular function: protein binding.